UAGGAUUUUUAUGUUAUGGUCUUUCAUUCAAAUAUGAUCUGGGGACAUUCUUUGUCAUGGCUUCUUGAUGAUUAGUGAUGGAAAAGUCCGCCUUGAAUUUGGCACAUGAAAAGCAGAGGAGAGCGGAAGCAUUACUGCGAGAGGGAAAGUUCGAGGAAGCAGCCGAAUGUCACGAAACUGUCGCUGAUCUUUUAGCAAAAGCUCAUGAACAACUUGAAUCCAGUCUUAUCCAUGUACAUGCAUCCACCUUAUCUUCUCAAGACUCGUCAAAGUUUCUGACACCAAUUCAUUCGCUUGUCACACUGGAGUCCCUCAAUCUACAACGAGAUUAUCACAAGAGACAAGCAGCUGUUGUCAGAAUGAAACAAGCACAAUAUGAGGAAUAUAAAACGACAUUAGAGAAUCAUCAGAAAGAUCUUCUAAAUAAACAUGCAGCUAGAUACAGCGAAAAAGACAAUUGUACAGAUAUAAGAAUCAACAAGUUUGAUGGUUCCUUACGUCAAGCUAUAUACAAAACUAUUGACGAACAGGAUAGUCUUCUGAGUUUAAUAGAAAUCAAAGUACCUAGUACUGAAGAAAAAAGUUUCAAACAUCCAAAAGACACUGGCACUGUUUUAGAAGAGCUGAGAACUGUUAACAGCCAAUUACGAUCUCUAGUAGGAAGUUUACUUAGCCAAUUAGAAGCAAAAGAAGAAGAGGUACGCCAAUUAACUGAGCGUCUAUAUGCUGUCUCUGCCAAUUCUAACAAUGAUAUCAGAUCAGAAGAACAUCCUUUGUGUCUUGAUCCUCUACCUCCUUUAACACCUCUUGAAAUGCCACUUUUCGAUUUUACAUCUUCAUAAAACCCAAGUUUUCUAUAUCUUAAUACACUUUGAAAAGAUUUGAAAAAAUUUUGAAGCAAAAACAAUAUCAAAUUAUGAUUAUAGCACUAAAAGAUAAUGCAGGGAGCAUUGUACUUUUAAGUAUAUCACUAUUUUGGUGAAUAUAUAUAAUUGUAAAUUUUAUAUAAACAUAAAUAUGUAGUAAGUUAUAUUUUUGUUGUCACAAAUUUGGAUGUGAAGUGUAUGCUGAAAAGAAAUAUUCAUAUAUACAUAGUGUGCCUCUUUAAUCUAAGUUAAGAAUUAGUUUAAAAGGUCGAUUAUGUAUUGAAUCAGAGUGAAAAAUCGAUAUUGAAAGAAUCGAUAAUAAUGUGAAGAUUAUUCACAUGUUUGAAAUUAGUUUGAAAUAUUAAUCCUCUGUGAUCUAUAUUAAAUGCAAAUAAAAUUCGUGUUCAGG
Messenger RNA from Pogonomyrmex barbatus (red harvester ant), 1275 nucleotides. Its product is annotated as nuclear receptor-binding factor 2. NCBI's taxonomy places the organism in Eukaryota, Metazoa, Arthropoda, Insecta, Hymenoptera, Formicidae. Gene Ontology annotation, biological process: autophagy. The record is from RefSeq and is a predicted model, not a curated record.